This is a messenger RNA of Mytilinidion resinicola, 1908 nucleotides long. RefSeq names its product serine/threonine-protein kinase cot-1. The transcript is spliced from 5 exons. The record is from RefSeq and is a predicted model, not a curated record. Gene Ontology annotation, biological process: intracellular signal transduction; peptidyl-serine phosphorylation. NCBI's taxonomy places the organism in Eukaryota, Fungi, Ascomycota, Dothideomycetes, Mytilinidiales, Mytilinidiaceae. Gene Ontology annotation, molecular function: protein serine/threonine kinase activity; ATP binding. The coding region runs from base 1 to 1908 and encodes 635 amino acids.
AUGAACAACAACAAUAACAACCCCCCGAACCGCCUGCAGUUGAACUUCGGCUUCAGUGACCGCAACAACAACAAUGCCAACUACGCCGCCGACGCUGGCCGCGCCUAUCCCACCACGCCCUCGACCUUCCCCCAGCCUGUCUUCCCCAACCAGGCAGGCCAGCAGGAGGUCUGGGGCACUCAGCAGCCGAACAAUGGAUACGCCCCAGGCUACUUCGCCCCCCCUACGGCCGCCUACUCGGCCGGCUAUCAGCAGCAGCAGGGUAAUCUCCAAGCUCCCUCCGCUGCCUACCGCGCACCGCAGUACAACGACGGCACCAAUGGCUUAGUCCACCAGUUCUCUCACCAGAACCUGGGUGGUGGCCGUUCGGCGAGCCCUUACAGCCGCCAACCCUCCCCCAGCCAGCGUCCAAGGACCGCUGGAGCUACUGGCCAGCAGUACAGCAGCUAUCUCAACUCGCAAAUGCCCAAUGCCCCUCGACUCCCAUCGCUCUACGAUGAGGAGCCACCCGCAAAGUCGGCCGAGAAGUACUCGGAGAACGUCCUCCGCCAGGCAAAGGUGUCGGUUGGCCUUGUCAGCACUUUCUUCAAGGACAGCGUCCAACGAGCGCGGGACAGGAACCAGAGGUCUCUCGAUUUGGAUGGAAUCAAGAGCAACCCUUCAAUCUCUGAGUCACGCAAGGCACAGCGGGAGCGGGACAUGCGUCGGGCAGAGGCUGAGUAUCUUCGCUUCCUGAGGACCAAGGAAAAGCCUGAGAAUUUCUCGACUCUCAAGAUCAUUGGAAAGGGUGCAUUUGGUGAGGUCAAGCUCGUCCAGCGGAAGAAUGACGGCAAGAUCUACGCAUUGAAGUCUCUGGUCAAGUCUGAGAUGUUCAAGAAAGACCAACUAGCUCACGUUCGGUCGGAGCGAGACAUUCUUGCCGAGUCUGACAGUCCUUGGGUUGUCAAGCUGCAUACUACCUUCCAGGACAACACCUUCUUGUACAUGCUGAUGGAGUUUCUUCCUGGAGGAGAUCUCAUGACCAUGCUGAUCAAGUACGAGAUCUUCACUGAGGACAUCACCCGCUUCUACAUGGCUGAAAUCACUUUGGCAAUCGAGGCCGUCCACAAGCUGGGAUUCAUACAUCGUGAUAUCAAACCCGACAACAUCCUGCUCGACCGAGGCGGUCAUAUCAAACUUACAGAUUUCGGUCUCUCCACCGGAUUCCACAAGGAGCAUGAAGCAGGAUACUACAAGAAGCUUCUCGCUGGUGGCACACACAAAUCGAACCGAGACAACCGAAAUUCCAUGAACCUUGAUCAGAUCCAGUUAACGGUCAGCAAUCGUUCUCAGAUCAACACAUGGCGAAAGUCCCGUCGACAGCUCGCAUAUUCUACUGUCGGCACACCAGACUAUAUCGCACCAGAAAUCUUCAGCGGACAAGGCUACGACUACAGCUGUGAUUGGUGGUCUGUAGGAACUAUCAUGUUCGAAUGUCUGAUCGGUUGGCCACCUUUCUGCGCCGAGGAACCCCAUGAUACGUAUCGGAAAAUCGUGGACUGGCCUCGCAACUUGCACUUCCCUCCGGACCAACAGCUCGGCCCUGAAGCGGAAGACUUCGUCAAGAGACUCAUCUGUGACGCCGACAAUCGCUUGGGUCGUAUGGGUGGAGCUCACGAGAUCAAACAACACCCCUUCUUCCGAGGCGUCCAGUGGGACGGUCUUCGCCGAAUCCGUGCUCCGUUCGAGCCAAAGCUGUCAUCGAACGUCGACACGCAAUAUUUCCCGAUCGACGAAAUCGACCAGAACGACAACAGCGCUGCCCUGCGCGCUCAGACCGCGCAGGCAGGCGACGACCUUGCUGCCGAGAUGAGCCUUCCCUUCAUCGGCUAUACGUACAAGCGAUUCGACGCAUUCCGAGGUUCUUAG